AUGCAAGAUGAAGAGCAGGAUGAGGUACUGGCAGCGAUGAAGCAGUGUGAAACCGUAAAAGUGAAGAAAUUUGUGGUACUUGAUUGUGAGAAAAAGCAGCCGGGAACACUUGCUGUUCCUGGGGUUUCAGAUGCAGGCAUUUUAUAUGCUGAUCACUGUCGUGAAACUAUGUGGAAAUGGGGUAGUGGAGAUGAUUCUCCUUCCAAAACAGUAGCUGCAGGCUCACAAGAUGCAAGAAGCAUGUCGGUGACAGAUUUGACUGAACAGCUGACAAGUACUGAACAGCUGGUAACACAGCUCAAGGAGCUUGUCAAAGAGAAGGAUGCUGAGCUUCGAAAUAAAGAUCUUCAGUUAAAGGAGGAGAAGGAAUCUGCUGAUGCCAAACUUUCCAAGCUGAAGCUGCAAAACAAAGCCAAGGUUGCAUCAUUAACCUCACAGUUGGAAGAACUUAAGAAACAGUUAUCAGUAUCAGGAGGCUUAGAGGCAAAAGCAGAACAAAAAAAGGCAUCAAAAGAUGGUGACCAGGAAAAUGCUGCGGCAAAUCGUGGGAAAAUAUUAGUACUGAGAAGGAGAAUUGAAGAACUAGAAUCCCAGAUCACACAAAAAAAUGAAGAGUUACAAAAAAAGAGUGUUGAACUGGAGGCCCAGCGCUGUCGUGGGGCUGAAAUGGAUGCCAUGCUGGCAGAGAAAGAAAAGAAGUUAGCUGAAAGGGAUGCUUAUAUCAUCGAUUUACAGAUAGCGUGCGGAUCAAGUGGUGUUGCCAAUGAAAUACUCUUGCCCAAUGAAGAAUUGAAGAAUCAGCUAGCUGUUAAAGAGUCAUCACUACAAAGCAUGCAGAUUCUAGUUCAGAACCUUACCAAGAAGGUUGGAGACAGUGAAGAAAAAUGUAGCUUGUUCCAGGAACAGAUUGAGAGUCUUAAAAAUAUUCAAAGCAAAGAAAGAGAGCGUUUCCAAGGAAAAGAAGCUACAUAUAUGGAAAAUGCACGUGUGUUUCAAAAUAUUAUCCAGGAAAAGCAAAAAGAACUAGAAGCACAGAGGGAAAAGCAUGAACAGGAGCUCUUUAAAUUAGCUGCUAAAUCUGAUGCAAGUGCUGACCUAGAACAGCUACUAAAGGCCUUGAAACAGAAGCUCCACGAAAAGGAAGAAGUCAUGCUGGGAAGGACACAGGUGAUAGAUGUCUUGCAAAAAGAACUGGAUGCCAAGGACCAGCAAUUGAAAGAGAUUAAUGAAAACCUGAAGCGUCUUCUGUCUGAAAAAGAAAACCUCCAGUCUAAACUGGAUGCUGAGAAACAUGUAAUGAGAGCCCAGUUAAGAGACAUGAUGGAGAAACAUGAGCUUGAAAUGACAAAAGUUAGGGAGAAAUAUAAUGCUGAACUGCAUGAAAUUAAAGAGAAACAUGAAACUGAGCUACAAGAGAAAGAUCAGGCCCUGUUUCAGCUUAAGAAACAAGUGGCAGAAUUAAGUGGUAGUGGACAGACUAACCCAAAAGAAGUUGGAGAUCUGGAGUCUAUAACCAAAGAGAAGAUGGAAGAUUUAGAAGUACAAGUGAAAUUGAAAACGGAAGAGGCCACCAAAUCUGAAGCAAAGUUUCUGAAAAUGAAAGCGUGGUCUAAAUCAAGAAUCAAACAACUGGAGGAUGAACUAAAAAAUUUUUCAUCAAAGAAUAGUGAUGUAUCUGCCUUAAACAAUCGUGUCUCAGAAUUAGAAAUUGAAAAUGAAGAACUACAGUCAAAACUGCAAUCGUUACAUGAAAUCAGAACUCAAAAUGAAGAAUUGCUGACUAAGCUGGAAGUCUAUGAAGAGCAGCAAAGGAAGUUGCAAGCUGAUCUUGACCAAGUUACAAAAAGGGCAGCUUCACAGGCCAGUGAAUCAGGUAGUGUGGAUGAAUUGCAGAGUCAGCUCUUGGAAUGGCAAGAAAACGUACCAGAGUCAGAGGAGUCCCAUGAUCAAGUCAGAGAAGAGAAAUCUGCUAUGGCCUUGAGAAUGGCUCAGAUUGAGGAGGAGAGAGAAGCCAUAGUCUCAGGGCAACAGGAGCUGGAGGAGGAACUGACCACAGUUCAAGGAAUGGGCAGGCUGCAGCAGGCAAGAAGAAAAAACAAUCAGACCAGCAGGAAGCUUCAGGAAGAAUACAACUUUGAUAGAAAACAAUGCUUUCAAGAAUUGAAUGUCACCUUGGAUAGCACUGAUUCAGCUGAAGGAGAAAAUAUGGGAGGUUUACGGAGUGUCGUUGAAGAAUUGGAAUUGGAAAGAAAUCAACUGCAGGAACAAAUUCUUUUUCUAGAAGAGCGUUGUCAGGAUUUGGAAGAUAGAUUGCAGCUUCAAGGUAGAAUGGAGGCUCUUCAG
This is a messenger RNA of Fulmarus glacialis (Northern fulmar), 2343 nucleotides long. Its product is annotated as golgin subfamily A member 4-like. The transcript has 18 exons. The record is from RefSeq and is a predicted model, not a curated record. The annotation marks the transcript as partial. Gene Ontology annotation, cellular component: Golgi apparatus. NCBI's taxonomy places the organism in Eukaryota, Metazoa, Chordata, Aves, Procellariiformes, Procellariidae.